Portunus trituberculatus (swimming crab) is the source of this 7741-nucleotide messenger RNA. RefSeq lists its product as uncharacterized. Gene Ontology annotation, cellular component: postsynaptic specialization; glutamatergic synapse. The transcript has 14 exons. The record is from RefSeq and is a predicted model, not a curated record. Gene Ontology annotation, biological process: signaling. Bases 47 to 3646 code for a protein of 1199 amino acids. Gene Ontology annotation, molecular function: molecular adaptor activity. NCBI's taxonomy places the organism in Eukaryota, Metazoa, Arthropoda, Malacostraca, Decapoda, Portunidae.
UGUGUGGUGCAGGAGGAGGUGGGCGUGUCCUGCGGCCGGUGACGUCAUGUGCUCGGAGGCGCGGCCGGAGCCCCACCGGCCGAAAAUAGAGCUGGUGCGAGUCUCGAGCUCCGAACGGGCCAAGAUCCCAGUCAACCCGGUGCAGCUGAACCUCACCUACCACCACGUCAGGAGCGCUACCUACGCCAGGCCAGGCACCAAGCCCCUCUCCCCCCCUGAUGCCGCCCCCUACCACCAUUACCACUACCACCACCACCACCACUAUCACCACUACCAUCACCACCCCUCCAACACCACCACUACUACCACCACUUCCACUACCACUACCACCAGAAGGCCACGAUGGUUAUGGGCUCCUUGGCGCUCUCACUCGUCCACAGGUCCCCUCUCGUGCACCAAGUCCUGCGACGACCUGAACCGUGUGAGCGGUGCUGCCCAUUCUGCUGCCAGCAGGUCUGAGGGGUGCCUGCUGACGCUGCUGCUCACCCCUCGCUCAGGCGCUUCCCCGCACAGUGGCGCCAAAUACCGGCUGUGGCGAGGCUUCAGCCGCAGCUCAAGGGACGUGAGUGUACUGCCCACGCCCAACCCGCCCCGCACCGCCGUUAGCCUCACACUCAUGGACAGGCUUACGCCCAGGCCAGCGCGCCCCGUGCGCCAUAAGGCCAGUACCUUGCCCUACUCCGCCGCCUCGGGCCCGCAGCCAGCAGCACGGCGCCAGCGGGGUCUCGUGGCUCUCCUGCGGCGACUCAGUCCCAGAAUCAAGAGGUCGCCGUCUCCCGAGAGGCAGUGGGUGACGGUGGAGCCUCGUCCGCCAGACCGCAGCUCCAUCGCUUCUGACCAUAGCUUCGAGGCGGCGCUGCAGAGCCGCUGCCCUGACCUGCAAGCGCCGCCUAGAACCACACCCGCCCACACCACCAACGAAACAUCAGGGAAGGGCGGGGAGGGUGGAAGGAGCAGCAGAAGUGGGUUGAGCAGCCUGCUCACUUCACUGAAGUCCACCAAGUCUGCCCGCCACGAGAAGCACACCGCCCACGACUCGUCAGGCAAGACGCGUCAUGACCAGCGGCGCCCAGACACACCGUCAGGCCCCCAGCGGCAGCGGCGCCUUCCGAGCAGCACGUGGCCGACGGGGACGCGAUACCUCGUCCAGCCGCUGCCGACCCUCCCGUGCCCGCCACCCUGGUGCCCGCUCUGCAGCUCAUACAUUCCCAGAAUCAUCUUCCAUUAUGCCUCUCCAACUCGUCGCCUUUGUGUGCAGCGUCUUGUGACCCUCCCACGGCGACACUUUACAUUCCUCCGUGCCUUAUCCCUCGCUGCUUGGUCCGCGGGAAGCGUCGGUAUAAUAAUAAAGGUUGACUCUCGUGCAGCGACAGACCUGACCACCAGCCUCACCUCUCUCCAAAUCAGCACCCGGCCCACAGUCACAGUCCAGCGACCUCACACACUUAACUUGCCCACUCGCGCCCACACCAGAGUGGGGUGGACGGCUGAUCCUGGGCUGCCACCCCACCCACCACCCCCAUCGCCACUACCGCUCUCAUCACUCCCACCUCAAAUGUCCCAGUCACUCCACACACAGACCACCUCCGUCGAUAGUAUAGGUUCCUGCUCACUUGACGUCAAUGCUACAGGCACCACCACUCCUGCCACCAUGGUUUUGGACGGUUCUGAGCACAGCCUUCGCAGUGUUAGUCUUGAACACAAGCUUUCUGAGGUAGGGGAUAGUGACGUGGUGACCCCGACCAGACCAAUCCUUCGCCCCCAGCCCUUCACUGACCCAGGUCCACCUCCAAGGGACUCCUUCAAGACCCCAUCAUACCUGGGCAUCUCCUGUGCUGUUAAUGGCUACAAUAGGCUGAAUAGAUAUGACUCCACCUUAAGGGAAGGAUUUCGUUCCCGGGACGCCAGUCCAGCACGUUUAGCCUUCAGCAGAAGCAGGGAUUCAAGUCCUAUGCGCCCUGAAUGGAAGGGCUUUGACUACAGAACAAAGGUCUCACCUCAAGCUACAGCUGCCAAGAUAAAAGAACUGAAGGAGGAACUUGCCAGAUUUAAGGAAGAGUUCCCUCAUCCACCUGGAGAACGUGGUCGGCAGAACAUUUCUAAAAGGCUUGGGCGGCGACCAUCACAGGGUCGCAGUAUAAGUGUUGACAGAGGCUACCUCACAAAGUCCACCUCACAGGGCACCAUGAACGGCCUUGAUACCCCCAUCGCCAGCCCAGGGCGCAUGGUAGAAAUCACCAUGACUGACAAAAGUUCUAUCAAGUCCUCCAGUUACCAAUACUCAUAUGAAGAGAGGACUGUGAGGAGUAAUGGUUCUGAAACUACAAGCACCUAUACUUGUACCACACAUGCUAAUGGAGACACACCUGACAAGUCCUUCAUUCAGUCAAGGAUUGAGAGGCUGUAUGGACCCGGUGCUCUUGGGAGUGGCUUCCGCAGUCGCCGGUCACUUCUGGAACUGGAGAAAGAACAGAAAGACAGAGAGGCAGCAGGACACCGAAGUCCCUUAAUUGCCCCACACAGUGACAGCCACUAUGACCCAGAUGCCCAGGCCCCAGAAGGCUUCCCCAGUGUGUUCAGGCAUCUCAGGCCAGAAUUUCGGACGCAGUUACAAGUGAAACGUAACACAGGCACACCCAAAAUUUGUCUUUCUCCCCAGCCUCUCUCUCCCAGUCAAGUGGAAUCUCCCAAGAGGCCUGGCCGGGUCAUUCCUAUCACUCUAACAGACACAUGUGAGAGGAAGCCCUCCAAACCUCCAGUGACUCCCAAGCCUGAGCUGCCUAUCAGUAACGACGUACAACGAAGCAACAGCAAACCAAUGGUAGUUCAAAAGAUUGUCAAUGGUAAUGGAAAUAUUGAGGAGAUAGAAGUGACUGUAGAUAAAGAACCUAGUGUUAAUGGUAGUGUUGAGCACAAAGUGAGUGAGGAUAAAGUAAUAGAGGAUUCUACUAACCGGACUAGUAAAGUGAACGGUGUUCCCGAGUCGGUGAAAGUGAAUGGUAUCGUGUCCGAGGAGGCUGUGGAACAAAAAGAUGGUCAUUAUUUCUUAAAGAUAGUAGAUGAAGUUAUUCGUGAAAUUGAACAAAAAGUUGCUCAAAUAGAAUCCUACCUGGAAGCAAGUGGAAGUGAAAUGAGUGAGGAGGUUAAGGGCAAAGUACUGGCAGCUGUCGGCAAAGCAAAGCUCUUGGUCUCCCAAAAGAUUCAACAAUUUCAGGGCCUGUGUCACAAAAACAUUAAUACCUCUGCUGAUGAGGAGUUCCCCACUACUUGUGAAGAUCUUGCUGGUUUCUGGGAUAUGGUAUCCAUCCAAGUAGAGGACAUCAGGCAGUCUCUGAAGGAAAUAGAGACACUGCGGUCCAACAACUGGCAGGAGAGGGUGGAUACAGACACCAUUGACGGAGCUGAAGUGAUGGUUAGCACUGGGAAGGCAAGAAGGAAGCCAGCACCUCGCCCCUCCAGGCCAGCCAGGUCCACAAGGGCUGGAGUGGAGAAGACUGAGGAAGGCAAAACCAGGGAUGAAGCAAGAAGGAAAAUGAUAGAGGAGAGACGCAAGGCAAUGAAGGAAGCAAUGAAGGCCAAGAAAGCAGAGGCUGAAGCAAAGAAGGGAGAAGAUGCAGUUGAAAUAUUUAUUCCUGAGGGAAAGUAAGCAUGCUUUCAUGUGUGACGUUUUCCUUUGAUAGGGCCUUACGGCAAAUACAUUAAACAUUUGGGAGGUAAGCCUUGGAACCGUAACCCAAACAUCAGGCAUGCUGAUUUAUUAAACAUACAUGCCACCUAACAGUUUGGGAGGAGUUGCCAAUCUUGUUGUAGGCUACAUUAAAUUAUGAUCAUCCAUUUUAAUUUGUUCAGUAGGCUACAUUAUUUUUAUAUAGCAUAACAAAGUAAAAGUUUAAUCUAUUGUAACAGUAAGACACCAGCACUUACUUGUAAGAUGAUAAGGAAUGUGGACUCACUCACCCUGAGUUGCCAAACAUUAUUUCAAGACGUGGCAGGAAAAUAUACAUCGCUGAUUUUAAAAAUAGUCUGCGCAUCAAAUGCAAUUACACACUUAUAUCAUGAAGUACAUCAGUUUAUGGGUUACUGAUGAAAGGCGAGAUUAAUGAAGAUGAUAGGUUGCUGUGCAAUGUUAUGCUGAUACCGAGUAUUUACAGUUCUUGACAAUGUAAAUAAAAAAGAUAAAAAUAAAAAUUAGAAUUAUAAAAAGCUGGUGGGUUUGGCAACGUAGCUAAACCAGAGAUGUGCAGUGAACUGGGAAAUUCCGGGCCAAUAGGAAGGCACUGUGGCCCUGCUCCUUUCUUUGAAUAAAAUGUGUCUUCAGCAGCUAAUCAGAGACAAGUAAAAAUAAAGUGUGCUUGGAUUGGCUACUGAUGAGGCUUGCUGUAGCCAGCUGUGUGCCUACCAAUGCAACUGGGUAUUUUCUCAACCCAUGUCAUUAUUUAGCUUGUAUUUUUAUCAGAUAUAAAGGCCAAUUUCCUACAAUGAAGUGAGAUUUCCCUUAUAGAAAUAUGGUUCCAGUGAAAAAAUACAUCUAAAAGUGAACGGUGAAUUAGUGAUAGUCUGAAUCACAGUAGAUGUAUAAACAAAGUUACUUAGCAACGUAUUUACUCGUUUUUAAUUUCUAUUCAUUACAAAGACGAAUAAAAAGAAAUUGAAAAUGUAACGUUUCAAAAUAGAAAUUAUUAUACAACAAUGGAGUUUUAGAAUUUAAAUAAUAUAUAUAAUACAACGGAGUUUUUACAGCAGUGACAGUUUUCUGUGUGUCUUCAUGACACACAACAGAAUAUAGGAAACUGUGUUAGUGUGCGUCUCUUUAUUUCAGUGAAAAAUUAAUUACAUUAGAAUGAAAACUAAGAUGUUGAUGUGGCUCGUAUGCAUUAGGCCGCUUUUUGGUAACACAUUCCUACUGUUUGUAAAUGACAAUAACAAUAACAACAACAUGCAUCCACUCUCACUUCCAUGCUGAUCUUUGAAUUAGGGAUGAAAAACUGCUAGUUAUUAUUGAAUAUGUUUGUACAGUAGUACUUUUCUACUGUGAAUCUGAAAAUAAAACUUUUCAAAUGGGAUUAGCCAAUGCUUUCAGAGUGUGUCUGGCUCCCAAUGCUUUCUUACCCGAAAUUUCAAUAAUAUCUUCAGGUUAUGGCACUCUCCUCCGAAUGUUUUCGACUCGAGAGUGUUUGAUGAAUUGUCUUUAUGGGAUUCGGGUAGACCAAUAGCCCAAAUGUUUAAUGAAUCAGCUGUUAAUGUGUCACAUUUUGACUUAACUGCUGUCUCCAAUGUGAGUGCUACAAACUCAGCUUUAAUGUUCAUGUUGUAUGUAUGUGUAUGCAUAGACAUACAUUCGUUUGGUUAUAGACUGUGUGUGUGUGUGUGUGUGUGUGUGUGUGUGUGUGUGUGUGUGUGUGUGUGUGUGUGUGUGUGUGUGUGUGUGUGUGUACAUGGUUAUGGUGACAAUGUUUGAUGGAGGCAAUAUUGAGCAGAUUGAGGGUUCCUGGCUCAAGGAAACUUGAUGCCACUCUGGUGAUAGGUACUUGCUUAGUCAUUGAUAUAGUUGAAGAAGAUAUUGAAUGCUAUUUUAUAAUGUUCUUUGGUAGACUUUAGGUGUUAUCAAAGAAACACUGCUCAAGUUAAGGUAGGGAUGGGAGACCACUCUGGAAGUAAAGAUCAAUACAUGAACUAUACAUAUAUACAUGUAAUCACCUAUUUAGAAAAUUUGAUUUUUGAGCAUAGAUGUAUAAUGGAUGAACUUUUCUCAACAUACCAUUUUCUUUAUGAUAAUUUUAGUGGUUAAGCUUUUUUAGCCUCAAAUAUUGUGUUGUGUGUGACAGAUGCCUUAUUCAGUGUGUGGCAUGGCCAGGAAAAGGCUUGUUUCUUGCUGCAUUACUCCCACUUGUUUUAUACAUAACAGGUGGUCAGAUAAUACAGCAGAGUAUAUUAUAAAAACUUAACAAAAUGGAAUAUCCUUUGCAGCCCAUGCUAUAGAGUAUUUACAGUUUUUAUUUAUUGUUUCAUGUUUAAACUUUUCACAAUAUACAAGAAUAAAAUUAUUUUAUACUUGUACUUUCCUCUUAUUUUCAUACUUUCUCAUCACUUGUUCUUGGCCAGGGUUUUUUUUUUUUCUCCUUACCCUCCUGAGAAGCAUUUAUAGCAUACAGCAACAUUGCAAUCCAAAGGAUCUUUUGUCGUAACUGCAUUUUAAUACACCAAUUUAUUGCUAGGUUCACUUAACAUCAUUGCUAGGUUCACUUUCAAUCAUUGCUAGGUUCACCUUAAAUCAGGUCGUAGCAUUGCAUGUAUCAUAUCCUGCACAGACUUGCAACUUUUCAUUAAAUUGUUUUCAUAGCAUUUUGAUACAUGAUGGUGUUUGCACAAGUUUUUACAGCCCUUACACUACUUUAACACUUUCUUUUUAUAAACGAGUUCUGUAUUUACUGCAGAAACCAUCAUCAUUUCAUUGUCACAUUAGAGACAUAACAGCUGCUUCACAAAAUGGAAUAAAUAUGUAACUGGCUUUUCUAGCUUAAGAAGCCAAAUACAUCUACUGUAUUAUUAUUCUUGCAGGUUAAAGUGUCUUCCUUAACUCAUAGUAAGUAUUUGAUGUAAUGUGUUCUCAUUGUCAAUAGUGAGUUUUAUCAACAAAAGCCCAGUUUAUAGCAUGUAAUUCUGCUAAACAAAAAAAAUUUAAGGUAAUGUAAAGAAGUUGAGAGAUGGUGGUUUAGUGGAAGCAACUCAUGAGAACACUACUGUUGAUGUAAUAGCAGCUUUAUGGGAGGAUCUGAAAGUAAACCAUGUAACUAAUGAGGCACUGUGAAGUGAUGCAUGUAUAUUCCAAAUUUAGAGAGAGAGAGAGAGAGAGAGAGAGAGAGAGAGAGAGAGAGAGAGAGAGAGAGAGAGAGAGAGAGAGAGAGAUGGGUAUGAUGAUUGUGGUAUGUAGAUACUCUGGGUCUGUGGAUCAAGAGAGGGAGUUGGAAAGCCUACUAUAUAAUUUUCUUCAUUUAAAUUAGAGCUGCAAUUACCAGAUGAACAACUGAAUAAACAAAGAACUAACUCCUCAUUUUUCCUUCAAAAUAUUUCAGUUAUUCAAAUUGAUGUGGAAAAAUUGUACUACAAAAACUUAAGCAUUAUACUAUGUAAAAAUCUCUUUGGAAUUCACAAAGCAACCAUGGAAGCAUGGAAGAUGACUCAGCUUGGCUCCAUACAUGUCCUUCCUUUGACUGGUAAUGAGUGCAUCCUGCAGGUAUGGGAGACUCAUUGGUUGGUUUAAAAAAAAAAAAAAAUUUUCAUUUAUUGUAAACCCUGAGUAUCAUUUAGUUAGAUUUUAAUGGCAAUUGCAGCUUUAGUUUUUAAGAGUAUCUAUUUAUUAUGGUGAUAUAUAUUUAUACAGGCAGUGACAAUCAAUGUUAUAAUCGUGUUGGAACAUUUCUGGAUUAAGUUUUCAAAUUUUUCUUGUUUAAUAGAUAAUUGUUUACAGAAAAGGGGACAACACUGUUUUACGAUUUUUAUGCCAUCAGAAAUGUGCCUUGCCUCUUCCUGUUUAAGUGAAGAAUUUUAAACUAUUCCAUUUAUAUAUGCUUAAUUGGAUAUAUUAAUUCUACAUAUGUGAAUGUUUUUUGUGCAGUUCUUGGGUUAUGGCAGCUGUUCAUGUUUAUGUAAGCUUUUAUACACCAAAUGUUAACAUUUCAUUAACAUGAGAAAAUAUACAAUGUAUAUAGUUGGGCCACUGAAUUAUAUGAAUUUAAACCUG